AUGCAUUUCUCAACCAUCUUCGCUGCUUCGGCCAUGGCCAGCGCUACCUUCGCAAUGGAUCACAAGGUCAUUGUCGGUAACAAGGCUGGCGAUCUUGUCUUCAAGCCAGACAGCCUCAAGGCCGCUGAGGGCGACACUGUCACCUUCUCGUUCUGGCCCAAGAACCACUCCGUCGCUCAGGCUACCUUCGCCAACCCUUGCCAGCCUAUGGACGGUGGCUUCUUCUCCGGUUUUGUUCCGACAUCUGAUAUGGAGAGCGUCGCCAGCACAACCUUCACCUAUGAGGUCAAGAAUGCUUCAGCUCCCGUCUGGUUUUACUGCUCUCAGGGCAUGCAUUGCCAGAAUGGCAUGGUCGGUGUUAUCAACCCCCCGGCGUCUGGUCCCAACACUCUUGAUGCAUUCAAGAACGCUUCUGAGAAGGCCACCGAAAACGUAUCGCCUACAUCAACCGCCGGCACUGGUGGUAAGCUCAACGAAAACGGUACUUCAACAUCCGAGUCACCUUCACCUUCUUCAGCAACAGGUGCUGCGUCCCAUCUCGCUGGCAGCGCUGUGUUCGCGGGUAUGACGGGUCUGUUCACCUUCUUCAUGCUCUAA
Molecule: messenger RNA, 597 nt
Organism: Alternaria ethzedia
Lineage: Eukaryota; Fungi; Ascomycota; Dothideomycetes; Pleosporales; Pleosporaceae
Exons: 3
Coding region: 1-597 (198 amino acids)
Molecular function (GO): copper ion binding; electron transfer activity
Source: RefSeq, a predicted model, not a curated record